AUGGCGUGCUUCGGACUGGUGGUAGUUUUGGCGAUGUGUUUCGUUCGGACUGUGUACAGCGUAGGAUAUAUUGGCAAAAGACCCCCGUCCCAAGCCGCCUGCUAUUACGAGGAUAUAAAUGCCGCUCAUUUCAGCUACGAACGGGGUUUCUGCGAAGGACAUUCUCCUCACUUUGAUGUCAAUGUAGACAAUUAUUAUGAGGAUAACAAUAUUAUUCUGACUCAUGUCCCCGGAAGGCCGAGCUACAAGAAGUACAUCUUUGCCCAACUUCACGUGCAUAUCGGCCACGAGGAGGACAAAGGGUCAGAACACUCAAUCAACGACAGAUUCUACCCUAUGGAGGCUCACAUGGUCUUUUACGACAGUAUGUAUUCAGACAUAGGCCAUGCAAAGUUCGCCCGCGACGGUUUGGUUGUUUUGGGCGUUAUGUUGGAGCCUGACAAGAAGGAAAGUGAGGAUUCUGACGAUUCUGAUGAAGACGACGAUUCUGAUGAGGAUGAAGAUGAAGACAAUGGCAUAAAUGAUAAUGGAAAGAAUAGAAGAAAUAAAGACGGUCUUGGAUGCUCAAGUCUUGGCGAUGACGAUCAAGGCUUUUUCAGAGGAAGACUAUACAAAGGGCAUGGUGAAUGCAGAGUGCGGUUUGCUAAAACAUUAAGUAAAAUUAUGGAGAAAUACUAUAAAAAGAUUAAAAAACACAAUGCUGCUGAACCAGAUACAGGCGGUUCGGACAAACCUCCCGAUGAUCUUCAAUGUGGAAAAACACCGAGUUAUAAUUACAUUAAUAACAACUGUUUCAAAAGAGAGACCCAUCAUGAUGAUAUGGUGAAUGUAGAGUGUGGGAUUUCCCCGGCAGAUGUCCUUCCAUACGAUCAAAGAUUCUACACGUAUGCCGGAUCUUUGACCACUCCACCUUGUUACGAAACUGUUCAAUGGAUUGUCUUUAAAUGUCCUGUAAGAGUGUCAAACAAGGCUUUUAAGAGACUACAAGAAGUCGAGGAUUCCCACAAAGACCCACUUAAAAUGUUAGGCAUUCGCAGACCAAUUCAGACUAAUUACAACAGAAUCGGAGUUAAAGAAGCUGCUGGGCCCAAACUCUCUGAAGAACAGCUUAAUCUAUUGGAAAAAUCAUGGAAUUCUAUCAAAGUAAACAUCGCCAAUAUCGGUGUCGUUACAUUUAUAAAUUUAUUCCAAACCCAUCCAGAGGUACAAGACGCUUUUCUUCCAUUCCAACAAUUGUCGAUGGAAGACAUGGAACACAGUGCUGUCUUACGAUCACACGCCCUCCGUGUCAUGGGAACAGUUGAUAAAUGUCUUACCCGGAUACGUACGCCGCUAAAACUUCAGAAACUAAUGCACGAAUUGGGGGAAAGGCAUGUCCAUUAUAACGCCAAAUAUGAUUUCAUAGAUAUGGUGGGAAGACAAUUUGUACACGCCAUACAACCUCAUCUUCAGGACACCUGGAAUAAAGAUCUAGAAGAGGCUUGGUCUCAGCUUUUUAGGGUCUUGUGUUACCAUAUGAAGAAAGGAAUGGUAGACACAAAUGCAAAUGCAGAUUAA
Saccostrea echinata is the source of this 1557-nucleotide messenger RNA. RefSeq lists its product as uncharacterized. The transcript has 11 exons. The coding region runs from base 1 to 1557 and encodes 518 amino acids. The record is from RefSeq and is a predicted model, not a curated record. Gene Ontology annotation, molecular function: heme binding; oxygen binding; zinc ion binding. NCBI's taxonomy places the organism in Eukaryota, Metazoa, Mollusca, Bivalvia, Ostreida, Ostreidae.